This is a messenger RNA of Sporothrix brasiliensis 5110, 1041 nucleotides long. Its product is annotated as oxidoreductase, 2OG-Fe(II) oxygenase family. The transcript is spliced from 2 exons. Gene Ontology annotation, molecular function: dioxygenase activity. The record is from RefSeq and is a predicted model, not a curated record. Bases 1 to 1041 code for a protein of 346 amino acids. NCBI's taxonomy places the organism in Eukaryota, Fungi, Ascomycota, Sordariomycetes, Ophiostomatales, Ophiostomataceae.
AUGAGUCUCGACCCACCCGCCAGUAGCAUCCCCGUGAUCGACUUUGCGCCGUUUUACAGCGGCCGGGCCGAGGACACCGCCGCCGUUGGCAAGGCUGUCUACGAGGCCUUCCGCGACGUCGGCUUCGCCUAUAUUUCCAACCACUGCAUUCCAGAGGAGGCGGUUAAGGAGGCUUUUGAAUGGAAUGCCAAAUUCUUUGACCUCCCUCAAACCGUCAAGGAAAAGGCGCCUCACCCGCCCGAGGGAUGGUGGCACCGCGGUUACAGCGGCAUCGGCCGUGAAAAGGUGGUCCAGAUGGUCUACGACGAGGCAAGCAUCGGCGAUCUGCGCAAGGUGCCCGACUUCAAGGAAUCGUUUGAGAUUGGCCGCGACUACAACGCCACGCGGGUGCGCAACAUCUGGCUGCCCGAAGACGACCUGCCCGGCUUCCGCGCCUUCUUUGUCAAGUUCUUUGAGCUGGGCUACCAGAUGGAGCUCGACUUGCUGCGGGCCAUUGCCAUUGGCAUGGGGCUCGACGAGAAGUUCUUCUGGCAGUACCACACCAACAAGGACAACCAGAUCCGCCUCCUGCACUACCCCGCCGUGGAGGAGUCGCUGCUGCGCGACGGCAAGAUCGAGCGCAUCGCCAGCCACACCGACUUUGGCACGCUCACGAUGCUCUUCCAGGACAGCGUCGGCGGUCUUGAGGUCGAGGACAUCUACGAGAAGGGCAAGUUCAACGCGGCGCCGUACAUCCCGGGCACCAUUGUCGUCAACAUUGGCGAUUUCCUGCAGCGCUGGAGCAACGACCAGCUCAAGUCGACGCUGCACCGCGUGCGUGCGCCGCCGCUGGUGGACAAUCAGGAGGCAGCAACUCCGGACAACGGCGCCACGAAGCAGCGGUUGACUCGGCCGCGCCGGUCCAUCCCCUACUUUGUGACGGCCGACCACGAAAAGGUCAUUGACUGCCUUCCAGGCUGCUUCGGUCCAGAUAACCCGAAAAAGUACGAGCCCAUCAACAGCGGCGAAUACAUUACCAGACGGCUCAACGCAACAUAUUGA